CGGGUGAUUUUGCUCGCAGAGUUUCGGCAAGACAUCGCCAGUGUCCCCGACCCCGACCCCGACCCCGACCAGCCAACCGCGCAACGGUCUGACCGUUCGCAACUUCACACGCCGGCACCGCCUCUCAGGACGACUGUCUGUGCUUGCCGCCGUCGGCCCCGCAUUCCAGUCUGUCGAACGGCGGCCGGCCCGCUUCCGUCUGUUAUCGAGGAAUGGCGAGCGAUCCUUCUCCCCGCGCCGUGCGCUUCUCCCCACCCGACGACGAGGGUCAUCCCCGGCCGGACAAGUACAAACCAACGUCCCGCCAGACGACGGUGAUGCCCGACUCGGACAACCCGGCGACCGGCGACAUUCACCUGGGCCCUCGCCUGGCCGAACAGCAGGAUGAGCUAGGGACGCUCGGCCGCUUCGUCGACCCGGGCCAGAUCUCGGCCGUGCAGCCGCACCCGUCCGGUGCCAUAGCAAAUGGCGCGGCAUCCCGCCAGCGUUCUGCCGCCGACUCGGCCUCGUACUCCAACGGGACGACGCCCCGGCCGCAACGACCCACCGGUCCUGCCAGGACCCCUUCCAACACGUACCAACCCUACACGCAGCGGAGGCCGAACCAACCCGGAACCUCCUCGUUUACCAGCAGCGGCGGCCUUCAUAUCAAGGACGCCCCGAGGCGGACGGUAGGGACCUCGACGUUUCGCGCUCAAGAGCGAGAAUAUGUGAGGAGACUGCGCCAGCAAGAUUACAACAACGACUACUUCGACACAUAUGGCUCUGGAGAAGUAUACGACUCGGACUCCGAGGGCGAGACGCCCUCGUCGGAGGGACCGUUCGAUAGCUACGACGACGCACACAUCAUGUUCGUCAACAACGAAGGGAGCCAGAUCACCGAGGAGGAUCUGAAGGAUCCUCACAACCGCGAGAGAUUGGAAUGGCAUGGAAUGCUCGAGUCGGUGCUCACGGGGGACGUCGUGCGGCAGGAGAAGAAGCGCCUCAUCGGGUCGGCGGACGAGGACUUGGGCAAGAGCGCCCACAAAGCCGAGCUCUGGCUGGGCAUCCGUGCCCGGGUUUGCGGGAGGCAUCUGCCGGUCCAACGCAGGAUGGUGGAGGAGGCCCGCGCCUCCCUGGACCGCGCCAUAGACGAGGUCGUCAACUUCUCCAUCGCCGGCGAGAGCGAGGCCGGGAAGCCCCCGAUCGAGCAGGUCCGCGACACCAUCGCCAAGAUCGAGAGGAUCGAGUCCCUCUUUCCGUCCAGCGCGGCGCUGAUCGCGGCCGUCAAGCCGGCCACCUACCAAGCAUACCAGGAGACGUGCGAUGCCGUCAUCUCGUGGUACAACGUCAACGAGAUGAUCAACACGGAGCUGUCGAUCCUCAAGAAAUGGGUAGGCAACGACGAUCUGGACUUCCAGCGGUCGCAGGAGAACUCGGGACGCCUGAAUGACGAGACGUCCUUCCUGGACAGGCUGAUGAAGGAAGAGGGCCUGAAGUCGCUGCACGACGAUAAGGCCAGCGACGGAAAGAACCUCGGCAAGAAGAGCAUGCUAGACAGCAUCUCAAUGGUCAUCACCAAGGCCAAGGACACCUUGGUCGUGAACGCCGAGGCGUUCCAAAAACGUCAUCUGCCUCCCUACAUCGAGGAGCUGCUCACGCUGAUCAGCUUCCCCUCCCGCCUCAUCGAAGAGAUCAUCAAGGUGCGGCUGGCCUACGCCAAGAAGAUGAAGGACUCGGCCCAGCAAAGCCCCAUGAUGCAGGACCAGAUGAUCUCCCAGUUUCAGAUCCUGCUGAAGCUGGCAAUCAAGAUCAAAUCCGAGUACAUGGCCAUCUCUCAGCCCGAACCCGGGUGGGACCUGCCACCGUGCAUCGACGAAGACUUCGACCGCGUCAUUCUGGAUGCCCUCAAGUACUACUUCAAGAUGCUGAACUGGAAGCUCAGCGGCAACAAGAAUACCUUCAAGGAGGCGGAAUUGCUGUUCCAGGAAUGGGGCUUCGGGAACGAGAUCGGAAGCCAUCUGACGCACGGAGACGUCGAGGUGGCGGAACAGUUCAGCUCCCUCACCUACAAGGCCUUCAACCGGCUGAACCAGACGUUUGAGAAGGAGCUCCAGAGGCGGCCCAAAGAGAGCAUCUCGGAGAUGACCAAGCGGUACAAGCAGACUCUCGACUCGGUCCGCGUGCGGCAACGCAUGCUGCAGAGAUUCUCGAGGAUGCUCAGCGACAACUACGAGAACGCGUGCGACUUCACUGUCGCUUUCGGCCCCGAAAAGCUGCAGGAGCUGUUCGACCGCCUGGUCGAGUCGGGCCAUUUCCAGAUCUGCACCGGGAGUCCCGAGCACGAGAACGUCGUCAUCCUCGCCUCGCCUAGCCUCCACGGUCGCAGUGCCGACAUCCAGCUCCUGAUGGGCACUUUCGCCUACGAAACCAUCACCGAGGACCCCACCGACCCCUACAUCCUUAUCAUCCGAGCCGAAGAGCCGCCCGCCUGGUUCGGAGCGAAGCUCCACUUGCAGGUGCGGGACGAACCGCUGGACAUCAAACUCGGACACAUGAGGCUCAUUGCCGGCGGCUCUCAGUCGCGGUUGGUAAACGCCAGGAAGGCGUUUCUCGAUAACAUAGACAUGCACAUCGACCUCAUCGUCGAACAGAGGUCGAGCUUGCAGAAGGUGAACUUGCGGCUCAUGGAGAUCCGCAAGGUGGCCUUCAAGCUGUCAAACGCCUUCAUGGACAGCGUGGAAACAAUACGCCGGCAGACGCGCGGUCUGAACUGCCAGGAGCUGAUCCAGACGUGUUUCAUAUUCGCCACCGAGUUCGGUCAGCGCUCGCUGCUGUACAUGGACAACAACAGGCGGACAAUGAACAACAUGAAGCUCACCAAGCUUGCCCUCGACUGGGUGAGCUUCAUCUGCGACGACUGCAUCUCGUCGGACCGCAAGACUUUCCGGUGGACCGUGCAAGCGCUCGAGUUCGCCAUGGGAAUGACCAGGGGCAGGCAUAUCCUGGCCCUCGGCGACGACGAGUAUGCCAAAUUGCGAUCCAAGGUUGCCGGCUGCAUGGCGCUCCUGAUCUCGCACUUUGAUAUCAUGGGCGCCAGAUCAAGCGUGGCUGCGCAGGCCGAGAAGCUCCGGACGGAGGCCCUCAUGAACCAGCUCAGACGUCUCAACAAGGGGCAGACCGCGGAUGAUGCGACGGCCGCCAAGUUUGUUGAGGAGCACCGGCUGAUGGAGCUGGCCAAGAUCGACGAACGCAGGAGGCAGAUCUUGCUCGAGCGGUCUGCCAUGGGCCGCGUGCUCGAGAUAUCGAACGAGGUAGAUCGGUCGCUGGCUUGGCUGUCGUCUACGGCCACCAACUUCACCAUGAGGUGGCAGCAAGGCCACUUUGUCGGCGGUGGUACAUUCGGCAACGUCUACGCCGCCAUGAACCUCGACACGGGCCAGCUGAUGGCCGUGAAGGAGAUCCGCCUCCAGGACCCCAAGCUGAUCCCCAACAUCGCGGGUCAGAUCAGGGACGAGAUGCGCGUCCUGGAGACGGUCGACCAUCCCAACGUCGUAUCGUACUAUGGUAUCGAGGUCCAUCGAGACCGCGUGUACAUGUUCAUGGAGUUCUGUUCGGGCGGCUCGCUCGCCAACCUGCUGGAGCACGGCCGAAUCGAGGAUGAGCAGGUCAUCAUGGUUUAUGCGCUGCAGCUGCUCGAGGGCCUGGCCUACUUGCACGAGCUGAAGAUUGCUCAUCGCGAUAUCAAACCAGAGAACAUCCUCCUCGAUCACAACGGCAUCAUCAAGUACGUCGAUUUCGGCGCGGCCAAGCUCAUCGCCCGGCAGGGCCGCACGCUGGUGCAAGACGUGACCAGGACCAAGCCCAACAAGUCGAUGACAGGCACGCCCAUGUAUAUGUCUCCCGAGGUCAUCAAGGGCGAGAACCCGGGCCACUUUGGCGCGGUCGAUAUCUGGUCGCUGGGCUGCGUCAUCCUCGAGAUGGCGACGGGCCGGCGACCGUGGGCCAACCUCGACAACGAGUGGGCCAUCAUGUACAACAUUGCGCAGGGCAACCCGCCGCAGCUGCCCUCGCCCGACCAGCUCAGCCCGCAGGGUAUCGACUUCCUCGGGCGCUGCUUUAUUCGGGACUCCAAGAAGCGUGACACGGCCGUCGAACUGCUCCAGCACGAGUGGAUCAUGACGAUUAGGAACCGCGUUGUCGAGCCCGCCACGCCAAGCAGCGAUGCCAGCGGGUCGCAGCAGAACACGCCGAGCACGGCGACUUCGUCCAUGAGGGCUACCUUUGCUGGGGAAGAAGGGUCCCGCUAGUACUGGAUGUUUUUUUUCUUUUUUCUUUUUUCCCUUGUUUCAUUUUCCAUCGAUUUCUCUGUUGGUGUCGGGCUAGAUGGGAAAGCAGGACGAGGUGUUUAUGGCGGUCGACAUGGGUCUUGGUUUCGGCUUGACCUCGUAGGGAAAGAAGAAUAUCACAGCACCUAAUUUACGUUCCCUAUCUGAUUAUCAUUGGCAUAUGGGAGUUCCAACUCUCCACCAACUCUCCACCACGUGCCGCCCGGGUGCCUUCGAAAAUGUAUAAAACUAAAACUACUUCUGUCUGGCUACCCAUAUAGGAC
Thermothelomyces thermophilus ATCC 42464 is the source of this 4591-nucleotide messenger RNA. RefSeq lists its product as uncharacterized. Lineage: Eukaryota; Fungi; Ascomycota; Sordariomycetes; Sordariales; Chaetomiaceae. Gene Ontology annotation, biological process: stress-activated MAPK cascade; protein phosphorylation. The record is from RefSeq and is a predicted model, not a curated record. Gene Ontology annotation, cellular component: cytoplasm. The coding region runs from base 213 to 4289 and encodes 1358 amino acids. The transcript has 2 exons. Gene Ontology annotation, molecular function: ATP binding; MAP kinase kinase kinase activity.